Neurospora crassa OR74A is the source of this 2300-nucleotide messenger RNA. RefSeq lists its product as hypothetical. The transcript has 2 exons. The coding region runs from base 773 to 1984 and encodes 403 amino acids. The record is from RefSeq and is a predicted model, not a curated record. Lineage: Eukaryota; Fungi; Ascomycota; Sordariomycetes; Sordariales; Sordariaceae. Gene Ontology annotation, cellular component: cell periphery; fungal-type vacuole. Gene Ontology annotation, biological process: positive regulation of catalytic activity.
CAUUUUGCAAGACUUUCCCCUUCUUCAUUUUUAUCGAUCCGUGCUCAGGUCGCCGUCGGAGUGUGCCCUUUCCCUCAGUCCAGUCCCAUCCUAUCUCGUUGGGACCGACCGAUAAGGACAGGACCUCUCACCUCUUGCGGCCAUUGAUGGGAACAAAAGGUUGACGCCCUGCGACCAGAAAGCAAAAACACCCCCUAGUCGACUAACCCCCCGACGAGACCUGGAAUCGCCAACAGGAACGAAGAACGGAUCGGGACUUGUGCAAAGUGGAAGUGGAAUGCCAGGAGAUUGAAGCAUCUUGACCUAUCACUAACAUCAAUUGCUAAACCACACCGCUAUGCACCGCCACUGGCACUACCACUUCCAUCCCACGCCAACUCUUCGUCCUCCAGUUCCUCCUCGCCUUUUGGGGUUUCAAUCCGUUGCCCUCCGAUAACUGCGUGAUAAAAAGACGGAUCAUCUUGCCGCCAAUUCCCGUUUCUGAUGCGCGGCUGCUGCUGCUGCCGCUGCCCGGCCACUCCGAUAACCUGAGGGGUGCAGUAACCUGACCCACCCCACCUACAAUAAUACCUCUGCCGCCGAUCCGGAGUGACUUCGACUGCACAUCCCGAGCUACCUCUACCCAUCGUCACGUCAACACUACUACUUGCUACUACAACUUACCCAUUACGACUGGAACAUCCGAGACUCUAGUUCCAAGCCGCCCGCCAUCAGCCACCCCCCAACGGGCUCGGCAAACAACAAACAAAAAAAAGUAGUGUUGAGUGCCAGCAUGACGGCCGCGAAUCCGUCUCCUCCACGCUCGAACCAGUCCACUCCUUCUUCCGAUAACACUGAUGGUGACACAUUGCUUCCUCCUUUGCGUCCCAAGCCAAGGACGCUGCCUCCAUGGAUCGACUCGUAUGAAGAGAGAUAUGGACAACCGUCCACCGGCCAGGGGGGGAUCUUGAACCGACCACCCCCACGCACAGUCCAGCCACAACACAACGGCACGCCAACCGAACCACGAAGGGUAUCGAAAGAUGGAUUCGUGUACGAACCAGAUGGGCUAGAGCGGAGGAACGAUUCCAAGAUGAAACUGCGGCGGAUUCUGAGACGCGGGGACGGCAUGGAGCGCGGCCGGAAAUGGGACCAUCUCCGAACGGACGAACCCGUCAUUCUCCACCGGAAUGCGCACUACACGUCCAACUCGCCCUGGUCCGAAUUCAUCCACUCGUCGCAGUGGGGCCACAUGCCGAAUGAGCAGUCGGAAGUGGUCGACUACCAAACACUCGAGAAGCUGCAACCAAACUUGAAUUUGCCCGUGCACCUGCCCGAAUCCGAAGACGUUUACAAGUCUCGCACCGGGAGGAGGUCGGCCUUGUACAAGCGACUCUGGCAGCACGUCCUCCGCCAUCCCUUGGUGCCGUUACUCUUCCGGUCCCUCGUACUCAUCACCUCCAUCUGUGCCCUCGCCCUUGCGAUUCGUAUCUACCAGCUCGAAGGUCGGCGGCGCUCCAACCAGCAAGAACUACAGAAUCAGAUUCUCGCUCGAUUACGAGCCCUGCAUUCAGCCUCCAAUUCCGAAGGAUACGUCGACCAAGAGCUUUCCCUGAUAAGACAGAUCUCGCCCGGGUCGUCAGAGCGGACUCAAGCGAUAGUGGCGAUUGCGGUGGACACGAUAGCGAUUCCCUAUAUCGGGUACAUGCUCUGGGACGAAUACACGGGCCGCCCAUUGGGACUAAGGCCGGUGACGCAAAAGAGCGGGUUGGUGCUGAUGGAUGUGUUUUUCAUCGUGUUCAAGGCGGCCAGCACGGCGUUGGCAUAUGAGGUGUUGGUUUAUCAUAACAGUCAAGAUCGCUUCACGGACCAUUUCAGCCAGGCGCUGGCCGCGUUUCAGCUGCUUGGGCUUUUUUUCUGGUUGACCAACUUUACGGUCAAUGUGUUUAGGCUGGUAGUAAAGCUGGGAGGCGGAGAUGAUUUGGAGACUCAGAGGGGAAGGUAAUGACGGUUAUAAUGGGCGGUCAAGCCCCGAAGGAUAUUGAGAGGGAAAGAAAAACAAAGCGGGGGAGAUGAAUCACGUCGAACGUCUCCAACCACCCGCAUGGGAGCAUACUUACUUGCAUUUUCUCGUACUUUGUCGAUACCUCAGCACGGUUCUGCCUCUGUGUUCUUUUGGGUGGGGUUUUUGGAUUAGCAAAUUAGCAUACAGCGGUAACAAAUAGUGUUUGAUCAGUUGGUAAUGUUGGUGAUGUUGAUAUUAGCAAGGAUGGUGAUGAUUAUUACUCGAUUGUAUAUGCAUUAUGAGACAUGAAAAGGGG